Molecule: messenger RNA, 1230 nt
Organism: Helianthus annuus (common sunflower)
Lineage: Eukaryota; Viridiplantae; Streptophyta; Magnoliopsida; Asterales; Asteraceae
Exons: 1
Coding region: 1-1230 (409 amino acids)
Source: RefSeq, a predicted model, not a curated record
AUGAAGAAGGUUGGGAAGGACAUGGCCCAGUAUUUGGGGGAUUUUCAAUUCGGGGUUGGUACACCAAAUGGGGCGGAGGCGGUCCUUCAUAGUGCGAACAGGUUCCUGAACUCUUUUCAUGAAGAUGGGUCCAUGGCCUUGCUCACGGUAGACUUCACCAAUGCUUUCAACAUGGUUGACCGCUCAGCGUUCCUCCAACAGGUCCACCAACGUUGUCCAUCUAUCUAUCGGUGGGUCCAGUUCCUGUACGCCCAACCCGCUAGGUUGUAUGUUGGCAGCGAUUGUAUUAGGGCCACCACUGGAGUGCAACAAGGAGAUCCCUUGGGGCCCCUUCUCUUUGCCCUAGCCUUACACCCACUUAUUCUCCGUGUCCAGGAGCACUGUAACCUCCCCUUUCAUGCUUGGUAUUUGGAUGAUGGCACGAUUAUAGGUAACGCAAUGGAAGUUGCUAAAGCCUUGGACAUCAUCAACACGGAGGGACCAUCCCUAGGGCUCCAUCUCAAUAUUAAGAAAACGGAAGUGUACUGGCCAUCGUGUGACGGUCUCAAGGUUCAGGACGGCCUUUUCCCGAGAGGGAUAGGUAGACCUGAGAGGGGGGUUAAGCUCCUUGGGGGGGCGGUUAGCCGAGAUUCUGUUUUUAUCGGGGAAUUAGCAGGGCGGCGGGCAUUGACAGCGGUUGACCUUAUGAAACUCUUGCCCUGCCUCCAGGACCCCCAGUGUGAGCUUCUUCUUUUAAGGUCAUGCAUGGGGGUAGCUAAGUUACUGUUUGGGCUGCGGACCUGCCAACCCCACUUGAUGGCCAAUGCGGUAUCCUAUUUUGAUGAUGGUCUUCGAGAGGCUAUCGAAGACAUUGUUGUUUGCGGGGGGUCCUACUUCGGUGACCUUCAGUGGUGGUUGGCAUCUUUGCCGAUGCGUCUGGGUGGUUUGGGCCUCCUCUCAGCUCGGGAUGUUCGAGUUUAUGCUUUUGUGACAUCUAGAGCUCAGUCGUGUGUAUUGCAAGACCAUAUCCUUCGGAACAGUGGGGUUGUUAAGCUUGACGUAGACUACCAACAGGCCCUUGAGUACUUAAGUAUCUCUCUUCCAGACUUUGAUAUUAGCGGUUUCUCUAAUAUGGACACCGCCCCCCCCCCCCCCCCAAGCCACAAAAAACUUUGGCGAAUGCCCUAUUUGACAAAAUUGCUCGGAGUCUGGGAGAAACAUUCAAUUUGUCUCCCCGCCAGAAGGCGGUGA